AGGUUUAUUGAUCCUGUUGUCAGGUUAAAUCCUAGAAACUCUCCACAAAUAACCAGAUCAAAAGGCAUAACCUGCUAAUGGCGUCAGGUUAACAUGUAAGCUAUCUUGUAUAUUUUUCCAAUGCUUUACUGACACCAGGUAUACACUGAUCUGUAGAUGAUACUAGUACUUCACAAGGAUAGCACGUGUGUUGUUAUAUUCUGAUCGGAUUAACGAAGGAAAACAUACAAAGCUGUUUCUUGGAUAACUUUUCAUACCCUGUGUGGACAGGUUAUAGAUGAAACUGAAAAGAUUUCUAUGAGAAAGAUGCAUGCCAGAUCAUCUUAGGUGGGAGAACAAGAAGAUAACAAUGUCAGACCGGAGAACCAUUGUCAUUGCAAUAGACGACAGUUUCCAUUCUGAAUUUGCAUUUGAUUUUUAUGUGAACAAUGUACAUAAAGAUGGAGAUCGGAUAGUCCUUGUACAUGUACCAGAAUAUAGCCACAUAUUAUCUACUUCAUCACUGUUGACUGAUCCAACUAUUGUGUCUGAUCUCCUAAAAGACAAUGAAGAAAGGAUCCAUGAACUCAUCGAGAAAUAUUCUGUGAAAAUGAAGGAUUCCCACUUAAGUGGUCAUGUAAAGCAACAGUGUGGUAAACCGGGAGAAGCUAUUGUAGAGACGGCAAAAGAGGAGGGUGCAGCAAUGUUGAUAUUAGGAACAAGGGGAAUGGGUUUAAUCAGAAGAACAUUAACCGGAAGUGUGAGCGAUUAUUGUUUACAUCAUGCAGACGUCCCUGUUUUAGUGUGCAGACAUAAACCUCAUAUAAAACAUACGAGUGAUCAUCAUUCUUAAAUUUAUUAUAGUUAUAUGUAAGACCUUUUAAUAAGAUAUAUAUUUUGAUAUAUGAGUUACAUUUGCAAAUGUCAAAGUGAUUUCGGAUGUAUAUUAUUAACAUUAAUUUAGUCAUGAUUUCGCAUUGUAAUAUUCCACUUGGUUAUUAUUAUUAUCU
Molecule: messenger RNA, 989 nt
Organism: Ruditapes philippinarum (Manila clam)
Lineage: Eukaryota; Metazoa; Mollusca; Bivalvia; Venerida; Veneridae
Product: universal stress protein in QAH/OAS sulfhydrylase 3'region-like
Exons: 5
Coding region: 311-832 (173 amino acids)
Source: RefSeq, a predicted model, not a curated record